CUCUCCAUCACUCUCAGCCUAGUAUAACACCGACUACCAGGUUGAUUUUGUAACGAUAAGCAGUGUUCACUUUGGGAAACCGGUCUUCGCAAACUUUGUCCGUAGAGGCCGCUAGGUUUAUCGUCCUGCAACGCGGUGGCCACGCCGCCGGCUCCCCGGAGGCUGAGGCUGCCCGGGCGCGGCGGCCACCGCCCCCUCCCUACCCGUUGCGCCCCGGGACGCGCGUCGGUGCCCGGCCCCCGCCCGCGCAGCUGCGCCGCUCCGGAGCUGACUACGGUGACCGAGCGCUCUGCCGCGGGGCGGGCGCCGACCGGGUGGGCAGGAAGGAGCGCGCGAGCCGGGCGCUGGGGGCGUCCGCGCCGGCCAGCGGGGUCCAGCACUGGGCUGGGAAACUUCUGUGGGCGCGAGGCCGGAGCCCUGCGCAGGGCCGGGGAAGGGAAGGAAACCACAACAUAUUUAUGGACUAGAUCUAAAUCAGGAGCCCAGAUGAACUUAAAGAAGCUAGGAUGGGAUUCUUAGUUUUUCAAGAUCCAUACACACCAAACUAUUAAUCUCCAUGACUCCAGUCUCUAGACUUCCUCUGGUUUUGUGAGGACUGAGCAAAGCUCCAAUGAUGGAAAAGCAAAGGACUUAAUUAUUCGCUUUGAUAUCAUCUGCCAUCAACAGAAAAGUGAACCAGACAGUAGUACAGCCAUGGAAAGAAAUUCAAGUUUAUGGAAGAACCUAGUUGAUGAACACCCAGUCUGCACAAGCUGGAAGCAAGAGGCCGAAGGAGCCAUUUAUCAUCUUGCCAGUAUUUUAUUUGUAGUAGGUUUCAUGGGUGGCAGUGGAUUCUUCGGACUCCUUUAUGUCUUCAGUUUGCUGGGUUUGGGUUUUCUCUGCUCUGCUGUCUGGGCUUGGGUAGAUGUCUGUGCAGCCGACAUCUUUUCCUGGAAUUUUGUACUGUUUGUUAUCUGCUUCAUGCAGUUUGUUCACAUUGCAUACCAAGUGCGCAGCAUAACCUUUGCCCGAGAAUUCCAGCUGUUGUACAGCUCCCUUUUCCAGCCUCUGGGGACCUCUUUGCCUGUCUUCAGAACAAUUGCUCUGAGCUCUGAAGUGGUUACUUUGGAGAAGGAGCACUGUUAUGCCAUGCAGGGGAAAACCUCCAUUGAUAAACUCUCUCUGCUUAUUUCAGGAAGGAUCAGAGUGACAGUUGAUGGCGAAUUUCUGCAUUACAUUUUCCCCUUCCAGUUCCUGGAUUCUCCUGAAUGGGACUCACUGAGACCCACAGAGGAAGGCAUUUUUCAGGUAACCCUCACAGCAGAAACCGACUGUCGAUAUGUGUCUUGGAGGAGAAAGAAAUUAUAUUUGCUCUUCGCUCAGCAUCGUUACAUCUCCCGCCUGUUUUCAGUUUUAAUUGGCAGUGACAUUGCAGAUAAACUCUAUGCCUUGAAUGACAGGGUAUAUAUAGGGAAAAGCUACCACUACGAUAUUCGGUUACCCAACUUCUAUCAACUGUCAACUCCACAAAUGCCCAGAUCACCCCUGAUAGAACAUUUUCAGAAUUCCAGACACUAUUGUAACAAAUGACAUCAAAGCCGGAAGUUUUAUAAUUAUAAAAAAGACUCUCUUCAUCAUUCCCCAAAUGAUAUAGCAAAAUACGGAAAAUUGAGCUCACUGAUAUUUUUAUAAGUCAAACUCAGAGGCAAGAUGCCACUGACAGCUGUUUUACUCAUCUCAACUUACCAAUUUUUCUGUAUUUCUUAUUGGAAUAAGUGGGACGGGAGAAUGAAUGACUAUGAGCAGUUUGUCCUUUUCUGCAUCAGAAUUGGGCGAAUGAAAUUUUGCCAUUCUCAAGUUUCCUCAGGUUUAUUCAAACCUGUUGUCUUGAGCUAUUGAGUUAGAUGUUGCUUCCCUAGAAGCAGCCAGUUAAGUACUCUCAGCAGGAGAGUGGGUUGUUACUGUCCACAUCAGUGUCUCCAGAAUUCACUUUUUGCUACAACCUCUGAUAAAAGCAAGAUGUAUUACUGUGGUGGGCAGCAAUUGUUUAUUUUAAAUGUGAAGUUAUUUAAUGACUAGAAAGUAGAAUAAAUUCAAGAGAUGAUAAUAUGCCAAACUUGAAGACAAUUCUGUUGCUACACAUACUUCAUCAGCUUAAUCUUUACAGUAACAUUUUAAAAGAGGCAUUUCAUGGAAAAGCUGCAUAAUUACUGAGUAAAAAGAAUAAAUACUAAAAAUGUUGCACAGCAUUUUGAUUUCACCUGUUCAGUGGAAAGGGCAAGAGUGAGAGGUGUGGCUGGACAGUGAGGGACUCGGUGAAUGCCCUGCCCACCACACAAAUCCAGGAAUCUGCCUUACAGCCAGUCCUUCAGCCUUGUAAAGAAGAGCUUAAGAAAGAGACAGCCCCUCAGUCACAGAUCCGACCCCUAUCUUUGGAAAACUGGUUUUCUGAAUAUUACAUGCAGGCCAUGUUCUUUGGUGGAAAGAUAUACCAUCAUACGUUUAACACAUGUGUACUGAGCACCUACUGUGGCUCCUGGGUGUUGGGGACACAUCAGGUAACAGACGGAGAUCUCAUCCUCAUAGAGAUUACAUGCGUAUUCUGGGGGUGAGGGAGACAGGUAAUAAAAUAAAUCAGGAAAACCUAGAGUUAGAAAGAGAGAGUGCCAUAAACAAAGAGAAAUCGGAGAAGGUGGAUAGGAAGGGCUAUUGCAAUUUAAUAGGGUGGUCAAGGAAGCCCUGAGUGAGAAAAAUGGCUAGAGCAGAAUGAGCACUAGGGAAGACAACAACGGGAAUUUCGGACGGAUUAGGUGGGGCCUCGUAAGUCACGUUAAGGACUUUGACUUCAAUUCUGAGAGUGACCAGAAGCCAUUGGAGAGUUUUUGUUUUUUGCUUUUUUUUUUUUA
Molecule: messenger RNA, 2885 nt
Organism: Hipposideros armiger (great roundleaf bat)
Lineage: Eukaryota; Metazoa; Chordata; Mammalia; Chiroptera; Hipposideridae
Gene: POPDC3
Product: popeye domain cAMP effector 3
Exons: 4
Coding region: 694-1569 (291 amino acids)
Biological process (GO): skeletal muscle tissue development; striated muscle cell differentiation; heart development
Cellular component (GO): sarcolemma
Molecular function (GO): cAMP binding
Source: RefSeq, a predicted model, not a curated record